Messenger RNA from Geosmithia morbida, 447 nucleotides. RefSeq lists its product as uncharacterized. The coding region runs from base 1 to 447 and encodes 148 amino acids. Lineage: Eukaryota; Fungi; Ascomycota; Sordariomycetes; Hypocreales; Bionectriaceae. The record is from RefSeq and is a predicted model, not a curated record. The transcript has a single exon.
AUGAAGUUCUCCGCCACCGCCCUCCUCACGGCCGUCCUCGCCUCGACGGCCGCUGCUGCCCCCGCCACCUCGGAGGUCAAGUCCAUGUCCACGGCAGCCACCUGGACCAUCACCGACUUCAAGCGCGUCUGCAACGAGGCCGACACGUCUUGCGACUGGUCGUUCGGCAUCAAGGACGCCGACAAGAUCACCAAGUGCGCCUACACCGUCAAGAAGACGGGAGACGCCCCCGCCAGCCGCACCUCGCAGACCGGCGUCGCCUGCGGUGCCUACAGCGUCACCUCGGCCUGGAGCGGCCAGUUCGGCGAGGGCCAGGGCUUCACCACUCUCAGCGUCGUCGACUACGCCGCCAAGACGAUCGCCUGGCCGGCCUACACUGACAACCAGCUCGCUGCCGGAACGGUUGUCAAGCCUGACCAGAGCUACCCUGUCCAGGCUCUCCCUUAA